This is a messenger RNA of Triplophysa dalaica, 2417 nucleotides long. RefSeq names its product sarcoglycan, beta (dystrophin-associated glycoprotein) (gene sgcb). The record is from RefSeq and is a predicted model, not a curated record. Gene Ontology annotation, biological process: muscle organ development. Lineage: Eukaryota; Metazoa; Chordata; Actinopteri; Cypriniformes; Nemacheilidae. The coding region runs from base 68 to 1009 and encodes 313 amino acids. The transcript has 6 exons. Gene Ontology annotation, cellular component: sarcolemma; sarcoglycan complex.
GUUUGCUCCUCAGGCUGCGCGAGGCUGUCAGACGCAGUAACAGUGAUCUGGGAGAGGGAGGUUAAACAUGGCGUCCGAGCAGGAAAUCUCAAACGCCCCAGUGAAGAAGUCCAUGAGGGAGAAGGCUAUAGAGCGCAGAACAGUAAAUAAAGAACACAACAGUAAUUUUAAGGCUGGCUAUAUUCCUAUUGAAGAGGAGAGGCUUCAUAAGACUGGACUGAGGGGUCGCAAGGGCAUCAUUGCCAUUGCCAUUAUUAUUCUACUUUUUCUGCUUGCGCUCAUCAACCUUAUUAUAACUCUGGUGAUAUGGACAGUUAUACGUAUCGGUCCUGGAGGUUGUCAAAGUAUGGAGUUUCACAACAGUGGACUGCUACGCUUCAAACAGAAGGCUGAUAUGGGUGUGGUUCACCCACUGCAUAAGAGCACAGUGGGUGGUAGGAAGGACCAAGAUCUUAUCAUCACAGGCAACAAUAACCCCGUGGUUUUCAAGCAGGGCAACACUAGGCUAAGCGUAGAAGAAGAAAAGAUGUCGAUCGUCAGCGACUUAGGCGUCUCAUUCACCGACCCCCGCACUCAGAAUACUUUCUUCAGCACAGAUUUUGAUACCCAUGAGUUCCACCUACCCAAAGAUGUUAAAGUUCUCAACGUGAAGAAAGCCUCUACUGAGAGAAUCACCAGUAAUGCGUCCUCUGACCUCACUAUCAAAGGAGAUGGAAAAGUCAUUAUUCGUGGCAAUGAGGGAGUGUACAUCAUGGGCAAAACUGUGGAGUUCAACAUGGGUGGGGGCAUUGAGCUAAAAGCGGAAAACAACAUCAUACUAAACGGUUCGGUGAUGCUCAGUCCAUCACAUAUACCCAACUCAUCUCUAGGGGCAGAUCUGUACUUUAACGAGGGGCAGGAGAGGUAUAAACUGUGCAUGUGUGCCGACGGGACCCUCUUCAGAGUUCAGGUUAAAUACUCCAACAUGGGCUGCCAAACCUCCGACAACCCCUGUGGAGCAGCACACUAAUGCCAGAGAGAAGAACCACUGGAAAACAAAAACAUGCUACUUAAUUAUGUCUUCAUAUGCGCAUUUUUAAUGAAUUGACAAAGAGACAAAGAGUGAAGAGUAUUAUAAUAUUAGUGUAUACAAGCAAUACACGAAAAACAAACACUGUCCACCCUCACACUUCCUCCCACAAGGACAGUUUUUUCUACACACCUACGUACUUUAUUGGAGGUCUCAGACACAUGGUGUUCUCCUAUGGUAAUAAUCACUCCCUUAAAACCAUAAACCUGGCACAGCAUAGGCAAUCCUGUUUUCUUUUAUGUAAUUGCCUUCCCGAGAGUUCUCUGUUAUCUUUGGCUCGUAUCAGUGUUUUAUAGCCAUUAAGCUGCCAACUUUCAGCCUUCACUGCAUGUGCUUUUAUAUUGUAAUAUAGUGGAAUAAUUGAUCCUAUUGUUUUUUGAGCAGUAGUAUUACAGUACAUACUUUAAUAUUGCCAUCUGUCAUCAAAUGAAAACAUAAAAACAUGUUAAUUACAUGAUGCAGUGGUUUGUACAGUAGCAUUCACUAGCGCUUAACAUUGGAAUAUUCAAACCACCUUUGUUUCAUUUUAGUUUUAUAUGUACAGUUCAUAAUACAAAGGCAGGGUAUAAGACCAAUGUAGAUCUUGAGCUACACUUUUUCGUGAUCUGUACAUUAUUGGCAAUGAGAUUACCAAUGUUGUGUUCUAAUUCAAAUAUAUAGGUUAAUGACAGCUCUGGAUAAUGUGGUCUUAGCAGACAUUUGGUCAGUAUUGUAUAGCAGCUCAGAUGUCAUUAAUAUCAUAUCGUUUUUUUAACAUCACGUUUACUAUGUCGGAUUUUUGAUUUUGGUCAAAUUUGGUCUUGUUUUGUAUGAAACAAGAUCAACAUAUAUAAGUAACAAUAUCAGUGCGAAACCUCAUGAAGUGACAAGUGGCACAUAUUGAAAUGUUUUUUAUAACAGUGCCCAGUUACUUUUAACUUUCUCAGAUUGCUAUGAACUAAAAAUAAAUUAUUUUAUGUCCAUUGAUAUGUUUGGAGUUGUGCAUCAAUGCAUUAUCUUUUGAUAAGAUAAAAACAGGAAAUGUCUAUGAUAUACGUGUUGUUGGAGUGUGAUAUUUUGUGCAAUAUAACCUUAACCUUAAUGUUUUGGUCUUGUCCAUCUAGGCACAUGGGUGGUAUUUAUUUGAGGUGUUUUUUUGUUUCUCAGAUAUGUAUUAUUGUGAUGCCUAAACCGUUUCUUAACUAACAGUCAUCCUUGCUUACAGUAAGAGACUGUAACUUAAUUUUUUUUUUUGAAGAAUCAAAAAAAUUGCAUUAAAUCAUUUAUUAUCAAAUCAUAUGUUUAAAAACUGUAUGGUGAAAAGCAUUUGUCAUAUUUAAAUGAAACAAAAAAUAAAUCCUGGCUUUUA